Drosophila subpulchrella is the source of this 912-nucleotide messenger RNA. RefSeq lists its product as uncharacterized. The record is from RefSeq and is a predicted model, not a curated record. The transcript has a single exon. Lineage: Eukaryota; Metazoa; Arthropoda; Insecta; Diptera; Drosophilidae. The coding region runs from base 1 to 912 and encodes 303 amino acids.
AUGGCUAAUAAGAUUUAUAAUGGCGAGAAUUUCAAACACAUUACGGGUGACGAAGACGAAAAUAAUGAAGACCUUCUGGAUAUCGACGAGGAUCAUCUAAUAAUCGCAGAGGAGGAGACGAGCAACAAGGCUUCUAAGAUCGAAGGAGACGUGUCUCCGGAUGAGGAUUGCCAAGGCACUGGAGGAGGUCUUGCUGUUCUGAUGGCCGCUAUUGACUCUUUCAAAACAGCAAAUGGAUGUAUUUCCGACGAUCCUAUUACCCCAGAGCCCGAAGAACCCGCAGCUGAUUAUGCGGGAGAGAGUCCAUUUGCAGAACCAAGCUAUCCCCCUUACAAUGUUAUAGCCACUGAACGUUUUUCACAUCCUUCUGAAGAAAUAUCCCUAGUGUCACGGCUGAUCCGGUUUUACAACCAGAAUAUCGUUUACCAGGCGUAUUCGCCGCCCUCGAUCCCCGGAUUGCAUGCCUGCAAUUGCUGCCGCCGACACAACCGCAUCCUGCUGAACUACUUCGGGUUCGAUAUGGUCGAAGUGGCCUGCACCCUGCUGAACUCGGCAGCUGCUCAAAUGGAACCCCCUGUAAUCGUGGACGACGCUACGGUGCAAUCCAUAGCUUGCGGUCUGUCCGCGGCCAUGGACUUCACGGCCAAGGAGGGGACUCCCCUGAUCGGACGCCAGGGCGUCGGUCGCCUGGUGGCCUCCAUUAUCGUGGACAGGGAAUCGGGCGUCCUUAUGGCUUACGCCGUGGCCCAGUUGGUGCCCCAGGCUUUGAUCGAUGACAACACCGGCGACAUUGUUGGCAUGAUGCUCCAUCAGGUAACUCGUGGAUUCGGCAUCAACGAAAACUGCCGUAUCAUCAUCACCGAAAACACUGGACCCGUUCUCUUAGAGGUGAACCAAAUUCCAAACGAAUAG